Messenger RNA from Alternaria rosae, 1365 nucleotides. RefSeq lists its product as uncharacterized. NCBI's taxonomy places the organism in Eukaryota, Fungi, Ascomycota, Dothideomycetes, Pleosporales, Pleosporaceae. The record is from RefSeq and is a predicted model, not a curated record. Bases 149 to 1204 code for a protein of 351 amino acids. The transcript has a single exon.
AAGACUGUGGCAGCCUCCCGUACUUCAACUUCUCCACGCUGAGCCUCUUCCUCUCCUGCUUCCUCCACACUGUCACUCUGUACCCAAUUGUUUGAGCUGCUCUGGUUGGAUUUUUAGGGUCUUGGUACUGCAACUGCAGCCUCUCAGGAUGCCCUUUCCUUACUUUGACAACAUCAGCACCGACUUCACCGGUGUAUGGGCGAGCCCCCGAAAGCGAAAGGCCCCACCACCCAGGCAAGACCUCUUAAAAUCGCCUCCUUCGAAGCGCAAGUCAAGCGCGCCAUCAUGCCCUCACUCCGUGACUAUUGUCCGAGCCACCAGGCAGCUGUCGGUAGAGAAGGCGCAGUGUUCAAUCUGUCUCGAAGAGUACCUUAGCACCCCAGACGGCCGGGAAAAUGUGAUACCGGUCAAGAUUGGGUGUUCUCAUAUCUUCUGCAGAGAAUGCAUUGAGACGCACCUCUCUUCGAGUGCGAAGUGUCCACUACCUUGGUGCGAUGCGCACCUUCCCUUACGACCAGAUACAUGCGAGCUAUGUGCAGCAUGGGAACGGGAGCAUGCUGCUACAGGGUCGCUUGUGGUGACAGUACGGGCCAUAGAGAUGCUCGGUAGUAUCAAGGAUGCCCUUCGGCAGCUCGCUCAAGACGACAACUUUUACGUACUACCAAAGCAAGCUGAGAAACGGCUCCUCGCGCACGUUCGCACGAUCCUGAAGCGAUACGAAUGGCAAUUCCAUACGGGCAUCGACCUUGCUGAGCUUCUCGAUCCUUUCUUGCUCGCCGUCAACAUCGAACAUGCGCGCCAUCACUAUGGCCCAGAGCUCAGCGCACCCAAACUCGAGAUUACCUACUUCCCACCCCGCGAACACGAUCCCGAUGACUACACACCUGGGGAAGAACCCUGGAUUGCGGCAUUCUUCAGGCAAUGGGCACUGGACUACGAGAGGGAGAACGGAGAGAUGAAGGAGGGCUGGGGCGUCUGGUCUAUGAAGGCAGAUGAUGAGGCAAGUUGGGAAUGGCCGUAUAAGCGGAUACAAGCACACAAGACUGGUGAGAAUGGGCAUAUUGAAUACCUUGUCAAAUGGGUAGGGCAACGCCACUUGGCGUCUUGGGUCAAGAAUGAGCAGUUGGCUGCUGAGGCCCGCGACAUAUACGACAAGGCGCAUGGGGUAUCUCAUCGCUCGGAGGAGAAUCAUGGUUGCGAUUGAAUUUUACCUUUCAGUAACUUGGCAUGGCGAUGAUUUAGCGGGAAGCGUUUGACAUCUCUGCUGAACAUUCUGUACUUUAUCACUUCCAAUACUCUAACUAUCAUAUUGAUCAAGCUUGGGCAUGACGGAAAUGAUGUCACACUAUACGCCUACAAACGAGC